GAUCUGCUGUUAAUGGCUUCUGCUUCGUUGUCUCUUACUUUUUAGUUAUUUGAUUUUAUUUUGCAAGUUCAAUUAUUUUCAUUCACAUUCAGUAUGAAAAAUUUAAUUCGAGUCGAGUUUGGUAAGAUCAGACUCAAUUAUAUGACAAAUUUAAUAUAUUUAAUUUAAGAAAAAAAGUAAUCAAUCAACAAUUCCUAUGCAAUUAGCUUAAUUCCACCAAAUAUGAUUUGAAUAAAAGAUUUUCAGCGUUACACCACAAUUUUGAAUCAAUUUAGGACAAUAUUAUUGAUUUUCUCAAAAGAAUUUUUGUUUUAAAAAUAGUAGUUGCAGAAAAUGAAAAGGUAAGUUAACAAAUGAGCCCAAGACUGAUGUUCUUGUCUUCUUCAACUUUUCAAUCGUCGGUUGCUCGCUCUGUCCUGCGCCCUGCACCUUCGUUUCUUUCCAAUUCCCACCACCACCAUCACUUCCUCACCAAACGUACUUCCAUUCUAAGCAACACUCUCCUCGUUAAGUCAACCCGUACUACACUUACAGCGUCGGCUUCAGUUUCAUCCAUGGCUUCCUCUUUCUACCCAGAAAAAGCUCGAGUGCCUCCGGCCGCACAGCCUCCGGCUCCUCCAAUCACCAAGUUUAAGAUUGGGUUGUGCCAAUUGAAAGUGACUGCUGACAAGGAAAGAAACAUUCUGCAUGCUCGCACUGCAGUGGAGGAGGCUGCAGAGAAGGGGGCGAAGCUUGUAGUAUUGCCUGAAAUAUGGAACAGCCCAUAUUCAAAUGACAGCUUUUCGGUAUACGCUGAGGAUAUUGAUGCUGGUUUUGAUGCGUCUCCAUCGACAGCAAUGUUGUCUGAAGUUGCUCGUCUUCUGAACAUCACAAUAGUUGGAGGAUCAAUACCUGAACGAAGUGGGGAUAAGCUGUACAAUACCUGUUGUGUGUUUGGACCUGAUGGAAAGCUGAAAGCUAAACACCGUAAGAUACACCUUUUUGAUAUCGACAUUCCUGGGAAAAUUACCUUCAAGGAAUCUAAGACUCUUACAGCUGGGGAGACUCCCACGACAGUAGAUACAGAGGUUGGCCGAAUUGGAAUAGGUAUCUGCUAUGACAUUAGAUUUCAGGAACUGGCAAUGCUUUACGCAGCAAGAGGUGCUCAAUUGAUUUGCUAUCCUGGAGCAUUCAACAUGACUACAGGACCUUUGCACUGGGAGUUACUGCAAAGGGCAAGGGCUGUGGACAAUCAGCUAUAUGUAGCAACUUGUUCACCUGCUCGAGACACUACUGCUGGAUACAUUGCUUGGGGUCAUUCCACACUUGUCGGUCCUUUUGGAGAAGUGCUGGCGACCUCUGAACACGAUGAGGCAAUAAUCAUCUCAGAGAUUGACUAUUCACAGAUUGAGCUAAGGAGAACAAACCUCCCACUAGAGAAGCAGAGGCGAGGGGAUGUCUACCAGUUGGUAGAUGUCCAGAGGCUGGAUUCUGAAUGAAUGCACUGAAGGAGAAGUGGAAGAUACCAAACGAUGGAUGCAAUUUAGUGUCGCCGUUAGAGUAUUGCUGCUAAGAAUACAGUUUAAGGCACAUCCUGCACUGAAAGACAAUUCUUGAUCUAAUGUCAAAAUCCAUAUUGUAGCAUAAAUAAGUUUUCGUCUUAUUACCAUUGUGAGUUGAAGAAACAAAGGAGUAGAAAACAUUAGACAUGUAAUUUUCGAACAUCCAAGCCAUUCAUGGUUUGCAUUUCUGUCGUA
Molecule: messenger RNA, 1736 nt
Organism: Sesamum indicum (sesame)
Lineage: Eukaryota; Viridiplantae; Streptophyta; Magnoliopsida; Lamiales; Pedaliaceae
Product: Nitrilase/cyanide hydratase and apolipoprotein N-acyltransferase family protein
Biological process (GO): L-glutamine metabolic process; oxaloacetate metabolic process
Cellular component (GO): mitochondrion
Molecular function (GO): omega-amidase activity
Source: RefSeq, a predicted model, not a curated record